AAUUGAUUUACGAGGUUUCUUUGUUUUAUUACAGAAGAAAUCUACGAAAUCAAUUUAAAUCUUUAUUUUGUAGCACAAAAAUCAAGGUAGUAAUCCAAAAUCCCCGUGACCGUGACGUGACGUGACUGAAAAAUCGUGGUCACGUAGAAGUCUAGUCAGCAUACUCCAAGGAUAAAUCAUGAUCACUACUCAUUUUGAAUGUUAAUUUUUAUCUGGAUAAAAAUAAAAUUUACACUCACUAUAUUUUUCUUUGAAAAAAUAAAACAACCUUGCGAGUUCCACAGAAAAAAAAAUCAUUUAUUUAUUUGUUUUCUUUUGUUAUAAAGAUUGGAUAUCAUCUAUUGAUAUUAUUGUUUGUACACCGGGCCGCCUUGUUGAACAUAUUAGUCGAACACCAGGAUUUUCUUUAAUACAUCUUCGUUAUCUUGUUAUUGAUGAAGCUGAUCGAAUUAUAGAUGAAUUCAAACAAGAUUGGUUAAAUAUUCUUGAUAAUGCUGUUGGUUUAUCAAGUCAUUUAAAAAAUGAUUUUCAACCAUAUAUGCUUAGUCAAUCAUCAUCUAAUCGUAAAACGUAUCAAAAAUUACUUUUUUCCGCAACAUUAACACAUAAUCCUGAAAUAUUACAACAAUUAAAUCUUUUUCAUCCUGUUCUUUUCUCAUCAUUAUCAUCAUCUAAAUCGAUUAUAAUGCCUUCAACAUUACGUGAAAAUUUUAUUGUUUGUUCCAUAACAUAUAAACCAUUAAUUGUUGCUUAUCUUAUAAAAAAUCAAUUACAUUCAGAACGAAUUAUGAUAUUUGUUCAUUCAAAAAAAGAUGUUGAUCGUUUAAGUACUUUACUUAAAUUACUUUUACCUGAUGAUAUUAAAGUUAAUCAUAUAUCAAGAAAUUUAGCAUCUAAGAAAAUUCAAACACGAUUAAAUAUGUUUGAACAUGGACAAAUUCAAAUUCUUGUUUGUUCAGAUGUUCUUGCGUAAGUUUAAUCAUAAUAAUACUUAAUUUCGGAAGAUAAAUUUUGUCUCAAUGAUCAACAACUUUUAUGAUCUAUUCGAUUUUCUAUACAUUCGUUCUUCAAAAGUAUUGUCUUCAGACCUCAAUAUCACAUACUAAUGGCUAUAGUGAAUAAUUAAAUAAAUUUUAUUACUAGAAAGUCUGUUAAGGCCCACCCCCCACCCAAAAAAAGUUGAUUUCUGUCAAAUUUAUCGAUUUUUUUUUAAAUAGUGCAUGUGAUAGAGCAUCACG
Molecule: messenger RNA, 1238 nt
Organism: Rotaria sp. Silwood2
Lineage: Eukaryota; Metazoa; Rotifera; Eurotatoria; Philodinida; Philodinidae
Source: the annotation of a GenBank genome assembly